This is a messenger RNA of Chrysemys picta bellii (western painted turtle), 971 nucleotides long. Lineage: Eukaryota; Metazoa; Chordata; Testudines; Emydidae. The record is from RefSeq and is a predicted model, not a curated record.
AUGGAUAAAUAUCGGGGAGAGCUUAAUGGCCAGAAUGAGUGCGUCUCUGCACGUGCAAGCCAGGUCCCUAGGUCAAAAACCCCGCUCCCUGCACGGGAGCUCACCAGCCCCCCCCUGCCGGACGAUGACAACUCUGCUGAAGCCAAGAACUUUCUGGGCAGCUUCCCGGCCCAGGAGGGAUGUCUCUGGAAGGCGGCGCUGGAGGAUCUGAAGCAGAUGAACUCUCAGAACGCCGAAGAGAAGCUGCAGGACUUCUUGGACAUUCUGGAGAAGCUGAUAAAUCUGGUUGGGCAGCAGAGCGAGAGCGUGGAGCAGAGACACCGGAGCGCGACGGAGCUCAUGGCCACAGUGGAGAAGCUGAUGAGAACGCUGGCCCUGACCCUGCGUGACAGCAAUAUCAGCAUCGCAUCCCCCAACGGCACAGAGCUGGGGCUGGCGGUCAGGCAGGCUGGGAACCAGAGCCAGGAGACGGUGACGCUGCAGCAGAGCAAGACGCAGAUGGAAUUAAAAUGGGCCAGAGCCCCAGGGCAGGAAAAUGAAGGCUUCACGCUGGCCGGGCUGCUGACAUACCAGGGGAUGAGCCCCAUCCUGGAUGGUGCUGGGCGGGUGGAGGCGCCCGAGUGGGACGAGAUCGGCCAGACGGGGAAGUGGGCGCAGAAGCCCGGGCGGCCCAGCUACCGUGUGCUGUCUCCAGUGGCGUCGGCCUUCAUCAGUGACCCGAACCCCCAGGCACCCGGCCUCUCCGUCAGCAUCCGCUUCAGCCACCCGGUGCCGGAGAACAAGACCGACCUGCGCCUCCUCUGCGCCUACUGGGAGCCUGACAGCAGGCGCUGGGCCACCGACGGCUGCACCCUGCAGAAGUUGAACGCCACCAUCACCCGCUGCCAGUGCAACCACCUGACCAGCUUCGCCGUGCUCAUGGCCUUCUACGAGCUGGAGGUAGGUGCGGCCCUCGCUGGGGCCUGGGGCUG